ACAAAAAUAGGCCAUUUUCGAACACUCUAUGGCAGCCUGUUUAAUAAUCACUUUCAUUACUUGGGGAUACAGCGAUACCACGCUGAUACUACAUGCUUGCUACGUAUAUGUCGCGUAGAUCGACGGCCAUCUUCCGAAUGUCUGGUGGUGCAACGGUGCAAUUGGGUGCAAUCAUGAUAGAGAUUAUGUUUUUGCACAAAAGCACAGUCGCGCUACAGUAGCCGCGGCAUAGCUGCGGUUUAAUCGUUUAAUGGCUUAGCAGGCUUGGCUACUUUGCGGCGACUUGACCGUAGACUUGGCUUUCGACUAGGGGGCAGGACAACUUCCGGCGCUGAGAAUGCUUUCUUUAGGUGGCGGCUGCCGCUUCGCUGCCUUAAAUCAGUAAGAAACUUACUGAAAGGUUGAACGAAUGCAACAGUAAGCGGCUAUCAUCAUUUAGUAGAAGCAGUAGAAGCAUGCAAGUGAAUACCGCACACCGAUCAAAUCCAGAAUGAAACGGCGCAGCACAUAAACUCGUGGGGCCUCACUUUAGGGGGAGCAGUGGUUUACAAUGAUGAACGCCAACAAGCGGACUGCAGAGGAUUUCAUCCAAGGCGUUUUCGCCCCGACGGUAACGGUGCAGUGCACUUCUGACGCCGAAGAUGUGUGCAGAAGGAACAAUCUCUCAUUCGCAGAACUGCUGCAACCUUUCUGCCAGCAUGUGGAAGUGUCAGUGAGGCCGCCAAAUCUGCUCCAGGGGAGUGUAGCUGCCAAGCUGCACCUUAACAUUCGAGACCUGAAUAGUCCUGUGCCACAGCUGGCAGCUGCCAAGAAAUUGCUCAAUGACUCAGUUUCAAAUGUCCAACCUCCUCUCAAUGAGAAUGCUGCCUCACUCACAAAGAUCAAGGCGGGCAGCUACAAUCUGCUUGUGUCAACAUCUACACCAUGGUUCUACUCCUACAGGGAUGCAUUCUUUCGGGUCCUGCCUCCACUGGAACAUGAUUUUACACGGCAUUUUCUUGCCUGCAUUUUUGUGGUGUCCUCUGAACAUGGUUCCCCAGAGGAAGAGCUUGAGAAAAUGGCCCAAGGCCACCAGGCAGGCCAGUCGGAAGGCAGCCAGCGAUGGUUCUUUCCACAAUGCCUAAAGUAUUACCUUCUACUUCAUGAUGUGUCUCAAGGCAACCAAACUAAGGCAGAGGCUAGCUUCCAGACUUUGAAGAGGAACUAUGGUGCCAACUCAUGCCAUCUGCUCCAGAUGAACUCUGUCCCUGCAAAUGACCCCAGUGCUACGAGUCUGCCUGAUGUUUGGUCUCCUUUCUUACACUUGGAUGCACCUGAUAAGGUGACAAGUAAUUUGGAGUGUCCUGAUAAACUUCGAGGAAGUAACUCUUCUCUUGAUGAAGAUGCCUUUCAGCAAGGUGAAGAAGUUAUUCCAUCUGAGGAGGCACCAAGGGAGAAGUGCGGGGUGCAGCACCCUUUAUUAAGCAGUGGUGACUCAUCACCUCCCACUGUGGAACCACAGCUAGCGGAAGAAAAGGGGUGGCAGAGGAAGCCUGGUAGUCGACUGGGCAGCUGUCUAGCGCAGAGUGAUCGAGCUCGCCUCAGAGUCUUUAUACAAGAAUUUUGCAGCCAAGCCUUGGUUCCUUAUGUAGAGGAACAAAUGCGGAUCCUCAAUGACCAGGUGACGAACAAGAAAGGGAUCCAUAGAUCACUUAUGAGCAUGAAGAAGUUAUUUGCUGGAAGUAAGACAAAUCCUCAGGGGCCGCAUGCAUCGGUCAACUCCGUUGUGUAUGGCCAAGAUGCGCCAGAAUUGCAGGUGCGUCGCCUUGGGGAUCUGGCUUUUCUGUUCCAGUUGUACGAGUUUGCCUACCAGGCAUAUCACAGUGCAAAGAGAGACUUCAGUGGGGACAGUGCCUGGCUGCAUUUGGCAGGAGCACAGGAAAUGGCUGCUCUAGCUGUGUUCAUGGCUGGUGUCAGUGCUCAGAGGCCCUUCCCUGUACGUUAUAUGGAUUCUGCUAUUGACCUCUACCUCAACACCUGCAAAGUGCCGCAGCUUGCGACGCGAGCAGCACUACUGAGUGCUGAGUGCCUAUGGCAGGUGGGCCAGGCAUCAGUGGCAGCUGGACAACUGAUCCGGCUUACUAGUGAGGGAUCAGACCUGCGCAGUGCCCUGCUACUGGAGCAGGCAGCUCUGUGCUUCCUGCGUGCAACACCCACCUGCCCACGCAAAUUUGCCUUCCACCUGGUGCUAGCUGGGCACCGCUUUGCAAAGGCAGCCCAUCGACGCCAUGCACUGCAUGCCUAUUCUCAGGCUCUGCAGGUUUAUCAAGGCCGUGGCUGGAGCCUCGCUGAGGGUCACAUGCAAUUCACUAUUGGACGGCAGUCUGCACAGUUGAAGCAGUUGGUUCGUGCCAGGGACGCGUUUCACCGCCUGCUGGCACAGCGAAGUGCACAAAGCCCUUCCCAGCAGCUGCUUUUUCUGCGGGAGUUCCUUCUUGUGCUUAGGACACAAGCUGGCCCUGAGCGAGUGGAGCUGCCAGUGCCACGAGUUUCUGAAGGUGCCACACGAGUGCUGCUGGGGGCCGAGGGGUCCCCGCCAGGUGAGCUGUGGCUUGAGGAAAUGGCUGCACGGGCAGCACAUGGGGGCAUCCUACCCCUGACCUUUCGACCACAGCUCAGCUGUCUCAGUUCUAGCACGGACAAUAGCGCACGGCCCCUGGCAGUUGUACUCGAACCCAUCACAGUUGAACUGGAGCUUCACAAUCCUCUCCAAAUAGCUCUGCAGCUGACCGACAUGUAUCUUCUGUGGACUUUCACUGCAUCAGAUGACAGUGGUGUUGUCAGCAAUGACAAUGACUUAGGGCAAGACGGUGACCUUGACGGAAUCAUUAAAACCGAUGUCCUGAGUGAGAUCCUCCUAGAACCUGACCAGACACAGAAGGUUCAGCUUCAGGUGUGCCCACAGCAAUGUGGCCAGCUACAGAUAGGAGGUCUGGCAUACUGCCUUGGGCUGUCAGCAGCACAACGUGAGGCUGCUGCACCUUUGGGGCCACUUCCGAGUCCUGUGCGGGGAUAUCAGCCACUGACAGUGCCUGCCAGAGGGAACCCUGCUCUUCCCCUGAAGGGGGUGCGCCCCGACUUGCGCCUGCAACCCACUGUGGUUGGACCUAUGCCUCGACUCAUGGUGACCUUUUCGGAGCUACCCAGCCAACUACUCUGCGGAGAAGUGCGGAAGGCUACUGUGGAGCUGCGCAACGCAGAUGGCUGUCCGGCAUUGCAUUCCUUGCGGCUUGCAUGUGCACAGCCACACUUGUUUUGCUUGUGUUCUGUGUCUGAUGAUGAGGAUGAGGCGUACCAUGAGGAGCCGCUCCGGCCAAGCCCACCUGUGCUGGCACAGGCACCUCCGCUGGCCUGGGUGCAAGCCCCGGCUGUGGGUGCCCAUAUGGAGGGCGGCCAAGGAGUGGCACUGCCUUUCUGGCUGCGGGGUGCUGAGAAGCCUGGUCGGCACAUGCUGCAUCUUUUGUUCUAUUACCAAGGCCCCCAGGGACAGCUUUCGCACCGUGUUCUGUGGCACCACAUCAGCUUUACCACUCUGCCAUCGUUAACGCUGCAGGCAUCUGUUCGCCAGAGUGUUUCUCUUGGUGUGGCAAACUCCCCCAAUGGAGCACUCAUCUCUCUUCAGGUAUCCAAUGCCUGUGAGACAGAUGGCCUCAGUGGCGUUGACUUGAGCCUGCUGCAAGUGACCUGUGUAAGCCGGGUCUGGAGCUUGGUUCCCCUCACAUCACAUCCCAAAUUGGGCACACCAGUGGUAAAGCCCCAAGAAACAAAAAACCUGAUCCUGCGAGUCACACCUUUUAGUUCUAAAUUAAGCCAAGACAACACAACAGUGGUCUCACAACUUCCUUUGACACGCGUGCAAUUGGAGAGUGGGCGUAGUCCGUGCCUUGAGUUCUGCAGCUGGUGGGGCCAAGAGUUGCCAUUGCCUGGAUCUGAGACCUUAGGCCCCCCAGGGGCACUCUCUGUGCCUGAUGAAACCCCUGCACUGCCACCUCUUGAAAUCACACUUGCUGUCAUCUGGAAGGCAGCUGUGGAGCAGGAUGGAUCAGUGCGUGUGGUCAGAGGCCAGCAUCAUGUGGUACUGCGGGAAUUUCAUACAGUGUACUCUUCCUUACUGGGCCACAAGCCUUCAGACUUGAAGCCUGCAAUUCCAGUUUACCCAGCUAUUGGUUUGGUGGCACCGACAUUUCAGUAUGUGCGCUGUGCUCUAAUACACCCUGUUCAAGUCAAGCAUGACUUUGUCACCAACAGGCUACUGGUGAUACCAGUGAGUCUUGUAGUGCAUAAUCCUAGCUUUAGGCCAGUAACAGUCACAGUGGAGCCAGGCAAUAGGACACCAGCUGCUGCAACAAGCCCUACGAUGACUCCAGAUGUGGUGGCAACUGAUGUUGGUGGUUUUAGCUGGGCAACAGCUGUAAGGCGUCACUUGCCAAUCAAGUCUCAUACAACGGCUGCAGUAGCUCUUUCAGCCACUUUUUCAAAGGCUGGCACAUACAACAUGGCUGCCUUGCAUGUGAGCGUGCUCACAGAUGAUGGACGUCUUUCACAUGAACUGUUGUGUCCUAGUCUCAUGGUGGUACAACAACCACAAACUCUAUAGGCUUUAGUUUUAAAGCCACAGGCUGUUUCACUUUACUGGUGGAAGAGCUAGAGGUUACCUCAGUUGAAGUGGUAAAAAUGUGCUUAUGGAUGCUGUCCAAAUUAAGUGAUGUUCGCACUUACAAAUACACCAUGGCCCUAAAACUGUUCGUUGGUUGGCAGGUUGAAAUGAGCUGCUGCUGUGCUGUCAAGAAACUGCUGUUUUGCUCAGGUUCAAGUUUUUUUAGAUUUCAGACUGGCUGUGGUAGUAUGUGUCUAUUAAGGCUGCUUUUUGGCAAAGUACAUUGCUGUGUCAGGGGCCAGUGUUUUGUUGAAGAUUUUCAACCUUAAGAGCGGUGGACUGGUAAGCUGUACUCGGUCUGUGCCAAGCCAUACCAUAAGCAGGAAGACUAGGCAAAGUUCAUGCUGCUCAGAGUGCAGGUAUACGUACAACACGCACAGAAUAUAUCUUGAAGCCACAUUUCUGAAAUUGGGGUACCAUAUGUCUUACUGGUAUGCUUGGUGUACACAUCUGGUUUGAAAGGUUUCAGGCAUUGUCAUGUGCUUACUGCUGUAACAAACAUGAAACACACCUGCAUUAACAUGCCAACAUGAGUUUCAAUAUCUUGUGCAUCAGAAGUCACACUGCAUAGUGAAGUGGGCCUAUUAAAGAUAUUUUAUUGAAAAUAGUAAUGUGUAAGUGUAAUGACAGCAUGUGCAUGUUGAUAGCAUUUGUGGAGUCCCGUAUUUUCUUUUCAGUGUUGGAAAGUGUUUGCAACCAAGACUAAAAGUUUUGUUGCAUUUCCAUUUCCACAUGCAAUAUAUGGAUCACCAAGUUUGAAAGGCAUUGUUUACAUGAUAUUUUAGCAGCUAGGUAGGGGAUUCGAUGAUUCAAAGCACAUUUUAGAAAAACUUGCUUUUGCAGUAGCACAUAGAAUGCUGUCGUCGUACGCACUACAAACAUCUAUGUUGAAUGACAAACUAAGCAUGAUAUCCAUUAUGCAACUUCAUAAAGUUGUUAAGCUGUGACAGAGUUAUGUAAUGAUGCAGUCAGUCAAAAUCACUGAAGUAGUCGUGUACAUUCAGUUAACGAUACUUUGGAGUACAUUACUGCCAGUCAGCAAAGUGGAAGCACAUGUGCUGCUCUUUCUCCUGAAAGAAAUGACAUCUUUGUGUGCCAUAAAAGUACAUCAGUUCUUAUACAUAAAAAGCUGUAUGAGCUACUUCAGAAUUCUUCCUGUAGCUUCCUUUAGAAAUAUCCUACUUGAAAAUUUCACAGAUUUUAUGCUGCUCUCAUGGGUGGUUGCAAAGUUUAUUAUGUUGGAUUCAUAAGUUUUAAUGUACAUUAAAUGGAAUAUCUUUAGUGUAUUUUUAGAAAUUCUAGCAAUUUCUGGUACCUUGCAAGAAAGGAGUGGACAGAAUUGCUGCUCGGAUGCUUAAAGGAAUGCUGUUAUUCUUGCUUUAUCAAUUAUGGAAAAAUUUAAGUACAUCUCUUGUUAAACAACCUUUUGCUGUGUUUACCUAGUGUAGAGCUCAUAUGUUUUUCUCAAACAGAAGCCUAGUGACAGCAAAUGAAUUGUUUGGCAUGAGAGUGAGUGUAUGUGCAUAUGCAAAGUUGUAGGCAUGCCCAGUACAUACAAAAAAUGCGUUUCAUUUCACACCUUGUCACGUUUCUCAAGAGUGAAUGCGAAGGCCUGAUUCUUACCAGCAAUGCCUAAUUGAGGUCUGUUUUGCAUGAAUAAAGUUUAAAAUGCUGUUUGA
Dermacentor andersoni is the source of this 6375-nucleotide messenger RNA. It is a transcript of the gene l(3)76BDm, whose product is annotated as trafficking protein particle complex subunit 8 homolog l(3)76BDm. The record is from RefSeq and is a predicted model, not a curated record. Gene Ontology annotation, cellular component: TRAPPIII protein complex. Lineage: Eukaryota; Metazoa; Arthropoda; Arachnida; Ixodida; Ixodidae.